Messenger RNA from Oxyura jamaicensis (ruddy duck), 961 nucleotides. RefSeq names its product small transmembrane regulator of ion transport 1 (gene STRIT1). Gene Ontology annotation, biological process: regulation of slow-twitch skeletal muscle fiber contraction; regulation of ATPase-coupled calcium transmembrane transporter activity. The transcript has 3 exons. Bases 660 to 767 code for a protein of 35 amino acids. NCBI's taxonomy places the organism in Eukaryota, Metazoa, Chordata, Aves, Anseriformes, Anatidae. The record is from RefSeq and is a predicted model, not a curated record.
CCUUGUAUUCUGCUUAAGACACAAUCAUUCUCAGGUUGUUUUAGGAAUGUCCCUCCCUUUAAUUUUGUUGGCUACUACCCACAGCAGUAAUGAAAGGCUGUGACUGUACAUUGAAACCUUUCAGAGGCAAGCCUAACAGUGCACCUGUGCUUUGUGAAGUAGGAGGUACUGGAGAUGCUUGGUAAAUAACUAAUGGCAUGAACAGAACUGCACCUACAAGUAUUGCCGACUAGGAUGUGGCUUUGGUUUCUGAUAGGAGGGGGGAAGAGAGGAGACGUGGGAGAUUAAAAAUGAGCUGGAUCCCUGUCGUGUUCUAAGUAUGUGGAUGCACAUAAAUAUUACACAAACUUGUCAUGUGGUUAAGAGACCGUAAAGCUGUCCUCACCCUCAUUUUUCUUCUGCUCCAAAUAACGACCCCUCUUUGCUCACCUUUCCUUGAAAACCGACGUGUGAUUGCAGGAAUAGGAAGAGGUAAGCUUGAAUACCUUGAACUCCUGUCUUUUUAAACAAUUGAAUGCAUAUAGCCAAAAACUGGCAUCAGCGAGCACGGCAGCUGCAGCACGUUCCAAAUAUUGCUCUAUUUAAAGCAUCCCAAGGCUCACAAGAACAACGGCAGAGGCAAACCUUAAAUCUUGUCAAUAAAACCAGCGGAGGGAGGAAUGGCAGAACCAGCCCCAGUCCCGCUUUCCCGUCUCGUGGUCCCUAUUCUCCUUGCAGUUGGCUGGAUCGUGGGUUGUGCCCUGAUGGUUUACAUCGUCUUCUCCUGACAGCAGACGGAAGAAUUUCCAAUGAUGUUGACUGGAAGAACCUGAAAGUUAAAUUGGAAUGCCGAUGACAAAAAUAUGUAUAAAAUGAGUUAUUUUUAAUAUCAACGCUAGAUGUGGUGUAUACUUUUUAUCUGCAGCAAAGGUGUGAAAUGCUAGUUAGGAAGAAUCAUUAAACCAAUUUCCUGAUUUUCAAA